Messenger RNA from Zophobas morio, 1950 nucleotides. RefSeq names its product asparagine--tRNA ligase, cytoplasmic-like. The transcript has 8 exons. NCBI's taxonomy places the organism in Eukaryota, Metazoa, Arthropoda, Insecta, Coleoptera, Tenebrionidae. Gene Ontology annotation, biological process: asparaginyl-tRNA aminoacylation. Gene Ontology annotation, molecular function: nucleic acid binding; ATP binding; asparagine-tRNA ligase activity. The coding region runs from base 41 to 1792 and encodes 583 amino acids. Gene Ontology annotation, cellular component: cytoplasm. The record is from RefSeq and is a predicted model, not a curated record.
GAAUUAUUAAUUUUUUGGUCACUAUCGUGGCGACUACUAAAUGUGCAACGAGGAAACUACAGUAAAAAAAAUGUCCCGUGAAGAAAUUAAACCACGUAUUAAGGAAGUCUUAAUGAUACACAUGGGAGGUACCAUUGGAGCCAAAACAAACGAAAAUGGUGGUCUUUACACCUCCGAAAAAUCUGGUAAUGACGAAACCGGCGUAGGAACAAAAGAGAAACCUUUCAAAACACUUAUUUGUGCUAUACAGCAUAUCGGUACAGAAUCUUUUCCGACCAUUUACGUACACGGAAAAGAAGGUGAAAGAUACGAACUCGCUUCAAAAUCGCAGCUGAAAAAGAUUCAGAAAGUUUGGAUAAAAGAAACCCAUAAACAAGCCGAUAUCUCAAAACAAGAGGAAGACGAUGCAGCCAAACGCACAAAGAAUCUAGAAGAGGCUAAAAAGAUUGUUAUUGCAGAGGAUAAUUCGUUACCAGAAGCCAAACGGAUCAAAAUAUGCCAAGGAAAAGAGUACAGAAAUCAAAGAGUGAAGAUUUAUGGUUGGGUUCACCGGCUUCGCAGACAAGGAAAAAAUUUGAUGUUCGUAACGUUAAGAGACGGCACAGGUUUUGUACAAAGCGUACUGACUGAUGUCCUUUGUCAAACGUACAACGCUGUUGUACUGUCGACAGAAUCCACGAUUUUGUUAUAUGGGACACUUAAAGAAGUACCAGAAGGAAAAACUGCUCCGGGUGGUCAUGAAUUAAUUGUCGAUUAUUGGCAGCUGAUAGGAUUGGCACCACCUGGUGGUGCUGAUUCUAUAUUAAAUGAACAAGCAUUACCAGAUGUUCAAGCUGAAAACAGACAUAUUAUGAUACGUGGCGAAAACACAUCUAAGGUUCUGAGAAUGAGAUCAGUUCUUCUGCAAGCAUUUAGGGAUCAUUAUUUAGAUCGCGGUUAUUGUGAAGUAACACCGCCUUCCAUUGUUCAAACUCAGUGUGAAGGAGGCUCGACUUUGUUUAAACUGGAUUACUUCGGCGAAGAGGCGUACUUAACCCAAAGUUCUCAACUUUAUUUAGAGACUUGUCUGCCAUCUAUGGGUGACGUGUUUUGUGUAGCUGAAAGUUUCAGAGCUGAACAAAGCAGAACUAGAAGACACCUCGCUGAAUAUACGCAUGUUGAAGCUGAAUGCCCGUUCAUUACAUACGAAGAUCUACUAGAUCGUCUAGAAGACCUCAUUUGUGACGUUGUAGAUCGCGUUUUAAAGUCACCCUAUGCAGACAUUGUGUACGAACUCAACCCGAACUUUCAAGUCCCCAAAAAACCAUUUCUAAGAAUGAACUACCCCGAGGCCAUUGAGUAUUUAAAAAAGAACAAUAUUACUAAAGAAGAUGGUUCAUUUUAUGAAUUUGGAGAGGAUAUUCCAGAAAUGCCCGAACGUAAAAUGACCGACCAGAUCAACAAACCAAUCAUGCUGUGCCGCUUUCCAGCCAAUAUUAAGUCUUUCUACAUGUCUAAAUGUCCGGAAGAUUCACGUUUGACUGAAAGUGUUGACGUGUUGUUACCCAAUGUUGGUGAAAUUGUUGGCGGAUCCAUGAGAAUCCACGAUUUGAAUGAAUUGUUGGAAGCGUAUCAGAGGGAAGAUAUUGACCCUACGCCAUACUUUUGGUACACAGAUCAAAGAAAAUAUGGAACUUGUCAACAUGGCGGUUACGGACUUGGAUUAGAAAGAUUUCUUUGUUGGUUGUUGAACAGGUAUCACAUUCGCGAGGUUUGCUUGUAUCCCCGUUAUUUGCGCCACUGCAAACCUUAAUAAAUAUAACGUACUCAACUGUAUUCAUGCUAAAUGAUAACCUAUUAAAUCAUAAGUGUCAUUACUAUAAAAUUAGUAAAUAGGUGUGUUAUCAGGGCAAUCAAAAGAAGCUAUGCAUGUAAAUCACAAUAUUUUAAUAAAUAAAAAAUAAGAAACAA